AUGGCGUCGAAUAAAGAGGUCGGUGAUCCGUGUCAAUUUGACAAUUUAUCAGUGCAUGAACUUAAGAUAUAUUUACGAGAUAGAGGAGCACAUGUGUCAGGAAAUAGACCGGAGUUAAUAAAACGUGCCCGAGGCCUUGUACAAAUCGGAAAACGGACAUUGAAAGAGAUUAAUAUUCAGGACAAUAACAACAAACUUGAACGACAGGAGGAAUUAUUUACCACGCCGCUAGGUGAAAAAUUGCCAGAGCCAGGCAGUUUAAAAGGUUGUUGGGAGGACGAUGUGUUAAAAAUUCCCUUCUUCAGGACGCAGGAUUUAUACAAUUACCUUGUGUUAAACCGUUCACGCACGUUUGACAAUCAGAACAUGAAUGCAAGAAAACAAUUAAAAGCCAAAGUGUUCUACGAAGAUGGACAUGUCCAUAGUGUGAAAUACAAUCAGAUAUCACAUAAAUGUUCCCACUGCUACGUAAGAGCAAAGGUCAUUCUGUCCUUACCAGGGUCUGAUGUUCAAAAAAAGGAUUAUGAACCAUGGGCCUGUCUGGCUAAAGUAUCGGGAAAGAUUCAUGCUGCUGGAUGCAACUGUGCUGCUGGGGAGGGGGAAUCCUGCAACCAUGUUGCUGCGUUGCUGUACGCCCUUGUUGAUAUCGGUUCCAAACAGAAGGAUGGUUUGAAUGCGCCAACUUCAACAAAAUGUAAAUGGAACCAGCCGAGGAAAAGAAAAAUAAGCCCUCAAAGGUCUCAGCAUCUUGUAUUCAAAAAGCUGAAAUUUGAAAAUGACACUUUACAGAAAGUUAGCCCAUCUACUAAAUGUAAAGUUGACAACCUGCAUAAUGUUAAACCUCUGAAUUCAUUAGCAUUUGGGGAAAAACUUAAAAAAUGUGCUCCACAUGCUGCUUUUUUGUUGAGUGAUUCUGAACUUGUUGCACCAGAAGAGCCAAUACCAGUGCUUCACAAACUUCAUUCAGUGGAUUUCUUUAACAAAGACAGUGUUGACUUAAAAAGUUCAAUGUGUGAAAAUAAUUUCGAAACAUAUUUUAAAUCAUUGAACUGUAAGCAGGAUGACUGUUUUCUUAUUGAAAACUCAACAAAAGGACAACAUAAAAGUUACCAUUGGAAAAAUGCAAGGGCUGGCAGGUUAACAAGUUCCAGUUUUGGAACUAUUUGUAAGAAAAAACCUGAAACAAAACCUGAUAUCUUGUUGCGAUCCAUUAUGGGGUACAAUGACGAAUUUGAUACUGCAGCUACUAGAUGGGCAGAAGUCAUGAACCAGCUGCCAAGCGUGUGUACCAAAGGCGUAUUCAAAUAA
Molecule: messenger RNA, 1308 nt
Organism: Mya arenaria
Lineage: Eukaryota; Metazoa; Mollusca; Bivalvia; Myida; Myidae
Exons: 3
Coding region: 1-1308 (435 amino acids)
Molecular function (GO): zinc ion binding
Source: RefSeq, a predicted model, not a curated record